AUGGCGAACAACAGCCUCCGAGCGUUCCUGGUUCUCCUCGUCGCGAAGGUCUGCCUCCUCGUGGCGAUGGCGGCGUCGGCGGUGAAGGGCAGGCCUGGGCCCACGGCCUGGGAUACGAUUGCCGCGUGCUGCUUCUACCGCCUCGAGUGCUGCCCGGCUCCGUCUCCGGGUGAUCCGGCGUGA
This is a messenger RNA of Miscanthus lutarioriparius, 183 nucleotides long. The record is from the annotation of a GenBank genome assembly. NCBI's taxonomy places the organism in Eukaryota, Viridiplantae, Streptophyta, Magnoliopsida, Poales, Poaceae.